Messenger RNA from Dentiscutata heterogama, 1239 nucleotides. The record is from the annotation of a GenBank genome assembly. NCBI's taxonomy places the organism in Eukaryota, Fungi, Glomeromycota, Glomeromycetes, Diversisporales, Gigasporaceae.
AAUGCGCAAUUCUCAAAUUCAACUGAAAUUAUUAUUCAAACUUCAACUAAUUUUAAUAUUACAAAUUCGAGUGAAUUUAAUAUCACAAAUUCAAAUAAAUCUAAUACCUCAACUUCAAAUGAAUAUGAUCAUUUGACAAGACAUAAAGAAAAAUUUUUAACCUACCUUCCCCAUGAUGGUUUCAAUAAUCAGAGAAUUGAAUUAGAAAAUGCAAUAUUCUUGGCAUGGUUUUUAAACAGAACUCUAAUAAUUCCACCUAUUCUAUAUUUCGUAGGAGUUACUCCAAUCAUAGCACAACCAUAUGAUAAACUAUAUAAUCUUUUAUCACGCUUUAUACAUCCCAACAAUAAUUUUAAAGAAAACAAAUUUACAUUCUGCUUUAGUGAUGACGAAACUGAAAGUAAUUUUCGGGGUAUAAAAGAUAUUCAAAUCUAUGAUGCAAAUUGCAAUACUUCAACAUGUUUUCAAGAAAAUCCAAGAAAUUGCAAAUUAGUAUAUUAUACAAUGUACAAUUGGGAAAACCUAAUAGAUUUUUCAUUUGUAAGAAGACAUAUAAAGUAUAUUCAUCGACAAGAUUUUAAUUUUAACCAUUUAGUAGAGUCAAUUAACAUUGAUCCCAAUACUGAAGUGUAUAACGUGUCCAGUGAUGAGUAUCCAUAUCAAGUACGGUAUUAUGAUUAUUCUGAAUCAAAAGCCGAGCUUGGCAAAUACAAAAAACGGGUAAAUUUAAUAACAUUAAGUAAAAAAACUCAAAAAUUAAUGCAUUUCGGAAAUAUAUUUUCAUAUGGUAGAAUUACUAAAGAACUACAAACAAGUAAAAACUUUUGGAAAAAGUUAAUGAAUAAAAUGUUACCAAAUAAUCCAAUAAUAAUUAAUGUUGUAAAUAGAAUUGUUGAUAAAAUUGGAGGAACGAAUAGUUUUAUUGGAGUACAUGCAAGAUUAGGAGAUGGCUAUUUUGUAAAGAAUCAAGCCAAAACGGUAGAAGGACUUAUCAAAAGAAUUCAAAAAGGGUUUAAUGAUAUCAGCAUCGAAAAUAACAAGACUUCUUUAUCAUCCGUAAUAUUUUUGGCAACAGAUGUAAAACGCAAUGAAACUUCCCUUCAACCUUUCUUUCAAACUUUUCCAUGUGUAUAUACAUUAGAUGAUUUUGCUGAUUUAUUGGAACCUUUGAAAUUUUUAAAAAAUCCUGGAGAUGGCAUGAUUAUGUAUGAAUUUUUAAUACCCUUAGUAGAUUUGUUG